Trachymyrmex septentrionalis is the source of this 882-nucleotide messenger RNA. Its product is annotated as thioredoxin domain-containing protein 9. Lineage: Eukaryota; Metazoa; Arthropoda; Insecta; Hymenoptera; Formicidae. Gene Ontology annotation, biological process: microtubule cytoskeleton organization. Gene Ontology annotation, cellular component: cytoplasm. The transcript has 4 exons. Bases 74 to 727 code for a protein of 217 amino acids. The record is from RefSeq and is a predicted model, not a curated record.
CAUUUCUAUAUAUGGUAAGAAGUGCCUUGAAUUGUAAAGUAGCGAGUUCAAGUCAAGUUAUCACCGAAGCAAUAUGGAGACUGUACUUCAACAAAAAGUCAUAGAAGUUGCCAAAAAUGUUGAGGAGGUGUUGGAUGUAGAAUUAGACAAGUUAGACAGUUUGGAUAUCUGUGAUUAUGAAAAAAUACGUGCACAUAGACUAAAUGAGCUCAAACGAAUGCAAAAGCAGAAGGAGGAUUGGCUAGUUUCGGGUCAUGGAGAAUAUGCUGAGUUAUAUGAUGAGAAAGAAUUCUUCGAAGUAUCUAAAAAGUCAGAGAAUAUAGUUUGCUUAUUUUAUAAAGAUGAUUCUCUACGAAGUAAAAUAGUGGAUCAUCAUUUCAAGAUUCUUGCGAAGAAACACAUUGAAGCAAGAUUUUGCAAACUAAAUGUUGAAAGAUGUCCCUUUUUGACUGAACGGUUACGUAUUAGAAUCAUACCUACAAUUGCGCUAAUUGUGAAUGGCAAAACCAAGGAUUAUAUUGUGGGCUUUACUGAAUUAGGAAACUGUGACGAUUUUUCUACAGAAAGAUUGCAGUGUCGUCUUGCACAAUCAGGUGUGAUCAAUUAUGGUGAUGAUCCAGAAUUGAUAGAAACUGGCAAGAAGUCAUUUAUAUUUAGACCUUCAAAACCCAAGACCAUUAAGGGUCGCAACUCGAAUGAUUCUGAUGACGACUGCAUCCAGAUAUAAAAAACUUAUGUAUUUUAAAAUAUCUAAAAAAUAUAACUUUGAUGUGAACUCUCGGAAUUAAAAACAAUAGAAAUCAGACAAAGUAAAUGAAAGUACAGCGCGGCGUAAUUUAUUAUUAGCAAUGCCCAAAUAAUAUAAAAACUUUUAUUGAUUUA